AUGAAAUUUUACCCAAUUCCAUAUUUGCUUCUUGUGCCUCAAAAGUUUUUGCUUGUGUUUCCUUUUUCAAUCAAUCAGAAAAGGAAGAUUGAGCAGUGGCUUUGGAUGAAAGGGGAGUUACUAAUAAUUCCUGGGGGAAGUCUCAAGUUUGAGCACUCACGGUUGGUUGGUGGUACUUGGCCGUGGGCAUACCCAGCUUUAUGCUUUUCAUGUGGUUACUUUGCAUACGAUCAGUGGGAUAUGCUGCACUACCGGUUAUACAGUGGAUUGAUUCCUUCCAUCCUUGUGCAUCAUCUGUCGCUAUUGGUUUGCUUCACUCUUGCUUUAUACCGAAAUAUUACUAUCAACUAUCUUAUUCUUACUCUCAUUUGUGAGCUACAUUCCAUAUUUUUACAUGUGAGGAAAGUAAGACGGAUGGCUGGGAUUCGUGAUGCCAAGAGUAGAAUUGUUAGGGUGGAGUGGAUUCUCAGUUGGACCAUGUUUGUUCUUGCGAGGUUUGCAUCUCAUGUUCUGAUCACUGUCACUAUUAAAGAUGCUUCCAAGUUUGAAAAGGGCAUUGAGUUGCCACUUGCUUUGUUUGGGAUGUUUGGCAUGAACUUGCUUAAUUUUUUCCUUGCCAUUGAUCUCUUCAAGGCUUUCAGGAAGGAGAGAACACCAGCACAGAUGAAUAAUCAUCAUGCUGAUUGACUGAUACAAUGAAGGCCCCAAAAAAGAGUUUGUAACUGUAUCAUAGAUAUUCCAUUUUUUUCAUUGUUUUUUGUACAGGAAAAACACUUCAGCUUAUGGUGAAAGGAAUAGUGCUCUGUAAAAUAACAGGAAGUCAUUAGCCAUGAAUAUAUUGAUUUAUAUCAGACAAUUUAGUUUAUACAGAUGGUGAUAAAUAUAUUGUAAAACCUGUCUUGACAACAAAA
Molecule: messenger RNA, 911 nt
Organism: Mangifera indica (mango)
Lineage: Eukaryota; Viridiplantae; Streptophyta; Magnoliopsida; Sapindales; Anacardiaceae
Product: TLC domain-containing protein fld-1-like
Biological process (GO): regulation of membrane lipid distribution; membrane assembly; phospholipid homeostasis
Cellular component (GO): plasma membrane
Source: RefSeq, a predicted model, not a curated record